Messenger RNA from Coffea eugenioides, 2301 nucleotides. Its product is annotated as exocyst complex component EXO70B1. Gene Ontology annotation, biological process: exocytosis. The record is from RefSeq and is a predicted model, not a curated record. Gene Ontology annotation, molecular function: phosphatidylinositol-4,5-bisphosphate binding. The transcript has a single exon. Bases 1 to 2301 code for a protein of 766 amino acids. Gene Ontology annotation, cellular component: exocyst. Lineage: Eukaryota; Viridiplantae; Streptophyta; Magnoliopsida; Gentianales; Rubiaceae.
AUGUCUACCGUCGACACUGCAGAGAAAGAGAAACCUCUGCCAGAAAAUGUUUCUAGUUUUGGCUCUACUGCAAAUGAUGGCAAUACUGACGACGCACAAGGCCACCAGGGAGGUCUUGAUAAUCAACAAAAUCCAACGACUAAAGAAAAUGGAAGCGAAAAAGCUGAAUCACCCGAUCAAAGCCAUACCCCAAAAGAGCUUGGAACCGAUAAUCCACUCGAUACCGAAAAGGAGCUGCCCACCGCGACAGGAGAAAUUAACGAGAAUGAGGAGGAGGUAGAGAAGGCGGUGGAGGGUGAUCCAACAACAGAAGCGGCAUCAGAGGUGGAAGAGCCUUCUCCUUUGCCUCCUGAUCUGGGCAAGGUCUCGGAAGAGAUUGACCAAUACAUCUCUUCUCUGUCAAACUCAAGCUUAAGCUCAAAGAAUGAUGAUGAGAAUUCCAAUGUGCCUAUAUUUGUGGAGCAGUUUGCUGUUCUUUUUGAAGCCAAGAUAGAUGAUUACGAUUCAAGCGACAAUCCUGUUAAAUGGACCCGGCUGACAGACGAGGACUCUGCCUCAUUCCUAGAAGCAGUGAACCGCGUUUCCAGACUAUCAGCUUUGCUUUCUGAAUUUUCGUCUGAUUACAAGUACGCCUAUUCCAUCAACCGCAUUGGUAGUGUUCUCCAGCGUGCAAUGACUUAUGUGGAAGAGGAAUUCAGAUCCCUCCUUGAAGAAUACAAAAUCCCCGAUCAUCAAGAUCCGGAGACUGUUGUGAAUAACCCUUCGUCGUCAAGCUCCUCCACCAAUGCCCAGGACGGAGGGGAACAACCACCACGUCCUCCUCCUCCUACCGGCGUUGCAGCAGAAAAUAAUGAUCCUCAUCCUGAAGAUACAAAUAAUAAUGAUAAUAAUAACAACAACGAUAACAAUGACAAUCUUGGAUACUCGGAAGAGAUAUUGUCAGAAUUGAGUAGAUUAGCCAAGGCCAUGCUUGUGGGAGGCUACGAAACAGAAUGCUGCCAGGUCUACUUCAUCGCGCGACGGAACGCGUUAGAGGAGACUAUACAUAAGUUUGGGUUUGAGAAGUUCAGCAUUGACGACGUGCAGAAGAUGAAUUGGGAGUCGCUGGAGAGAGAGAUCGAAGCGUGGAUCAGAACAUUCAAGCAGUUCGCCACCGUCCAAUUCUCCAGAGAACGCAAGCUCGCGGAUGCCAUCUUCGUGGAUCAUGCAGCAAUCUCCGAGGCCCUGUUCAGCACCCUGCUCCGAGGCAUGGUAGUCCAACUCCUCAAUUUCUCGGAAGCUGUCGCCAUGAGUAAGCGUGCCGCCGAGAAGCUGUUCAAGUUUCUGGACAUAUACGAGACCCUAAGAGAUGUCCUUCCCAAGAUGGACAACGGCCUACUGCCUCCUCAAACCCUGGACGAGAUCAAGUCGGAGGCCUCCCUCACCCGAAGCCGGCUGGCUGAUGCCGUGAUCUGCAUCUUCUGCGAGCUGGAGAACUCCAUCAAAGCCGAUGCUGGAAAGACCCCGGUUCCAGGCGGUGCAGUUCACCCCUUGACUCGCUAUACCAUGAAUUAUCUCAAGUAUGCGUGCGAGUACAAGGACACGCUGGAACAGGUGUUCAGAGAGCAUCAGAAGAUCGAAAGAGCGGACUCGGGUGCGGGAUCAGAGUUCGACUACAACACUUCACAGGCUAACGCGGAUGGAAACCAGAGCAAUCAGAAAGCGGGGCAGUCUCCGUUCCAGGUGCAGGUGACGAAGGUUAUGGAUCUACUGGACGCCAAUCUGGAGGCCAAGUCCAAACUCUACAGGGAUCUGUCGUUGAGUUCGAUAUUCAUGAUGAACAACGGGCGGUACAUAUUGCAAAAGAUUAGGGGGGCUGGGGAGAUGAACAGCUUGAUGGGGGACACUUGGUGCCGAAAGAGGUCGUCGGAGCUGAGGCAGUAUCACAAGAACUACCAACGGGAGACCUGGGGGAAGCCCUUGAACUGCCUGAUGAAUCACGAGGGAUUGAAUGUAAACGGGAAGGUGGCGAAGCCGGUUCUCAAGGAAAGGUUCAAGAGCUUCAACGCAAUGUUUGACGAGAUACACAAGACGCAGAGUGCUUGGGUGGUUAGCGACGAGCAACUUCAAUCGGAGCUGAGGGUGUCUAUAUCCAACAUGGUGAUACCGGCGUAUCGAGCAUUCAUGGCCAGGUACGGUCAGUACCUGACGCCGGGGAGGCAGACCGAGAAGUACGUCAAGUACCAACCUGAGGAUAUAGAAACAUACGUUGACGAGCUGUUUGAUGGGAACGCCACCCCGACUGGGAGAAAAAAGUUGUAG